Messenger RNA from Phyllopteryx taeniolatus (common seadragon), 955 nucleotides. RefSeq names its product transcription factor HES-7.1-A-like. The record is from RefSeq and is a predicted model, not a curated record. Bases 208 to 786 code for a protein of 192 amino acids. Gene Ontology annotation, molecular function: RNA polymerase II cis-regulatory region sequence-specific DNA binding; protein dimerization activity; DNA-binding transcription factor activity, RNA polymerase II-specific. The transcript is spliced from 3 exons. Gene Ontology annotation, cellular component: nucleus. NCBI's taxonomy places the organism in Eukaryota, Metazoa, Chordata, Actinopteri, Syngnathiformes, Syngnathidae. Gene Ontology annotation, biological process: regulation of transcription by RNA polymerase II; anterior/posterior pattern specification; regulation of neurogenesis.
AUUCCUACUAAUUUGGAUUAGAACUUUACUCGAAACAAACAAACAAAAACAAUCAUUAUUAAUAGAGGAAGGAACAUGCAAGGAAAUAACUCAAGAAAAUGGAAAGUCGAAUAAACAUUUCACUUAUUCUUCUCUGCCUCUAGGAAAAAAAAGAGAAGAGAGUUUGUCGACGAACGUAAUAUGACACACAAUUAGAUCAUUUGAAAGAUGAGGAGUGUGGCGAGUGAGUGGGUGGAGCCUGUGGUGAGUCUUUUUAAGGUCCAGUGGGGCCCGAGGGGCCACAUUCAACUUUCACUCUGUUGGACUGCAGUCAUGAAGAUGCCUCAGCAUUGCCAGCAUGCAAACACAGAUAGGAAGAGCUUAAAACCUCAGGUCGAAAGACGACGACGAGAAAGAAUAAACAGAAGCUUGGAGAACCUCAAAACUCUUUUGCUUACACCUCAAGGAGCUAGCGGGCGCAGGUUGGAGAAAGCAGAGAUCUUGGAGCACACGGUCGUCUUCCUGCAGCAACACACCAACAAAGUCCGCGAGAAGCAGGUGCUGCCCUCCUACCAACAUGGCUUCUCCUCCUGCCUCCAGAGAGCUGUCCACUUUCUGCAAACUGAGGGCAAAGGCCUCUCUGACUCCUCUUCCUCCUCAUCCACCGCUUCUUCUUCUUCACCAUCUUCUUCGUGGCCCUCCGGCUCCCCUCCAGCUCUUGGGGGCCCAUCCAGCAGCGUCCUUCGCAACACGACGCCCCAAAAGAGGCCGAGCAUGGCGGGGAGCUUGUGGAGACCCUUUUCCUGAUCUCCAACUUGAGUGGACAAUGUCUGUGCAAUAGAAUGUAAGAAUCUGUGUGUACAUACUGUCAUUUUAUUAAGGACCAAAAUCCACCUGGUCGAUGUUUAUACAAAGCAUGUUUGCACCUUAAAUUUAUUUAUGUUGUGUGUAAAUAAACCAACAAGAAACAAACAUU